This is a messenger RNA of Paramacrobiotus metropolitanus, 1387 nucleotides long. Its product is annotated as 3-ketodihydrosphingosine reductase-like. NCBI's taxonomy places the organism in Eukaryota, Metazoa, Tardigrada, Eutardigrada, Parachela, Macrobiotidae. Gene Ontology annotation, biological process: sphingolipid biosynthetic process. The transcript has a single exon. The coding region runs from base 115 to 1095 and encodes 326 amino acids. Gene Ontology annotation, molecular function: 3-dehydrosphinganine reductase activity. Gene Ontology annotation, cellular component: endoplasmic reticulum membrane. The record is from RefSeq and is a predicted model, not a curated record.
AUACGUAAGUAGUUACUUAAAAAUUCCAAUAAACUGCGAAAUCUCUGUUUAUUUUUAAACUUUGAUUUUGAGAUUUAUUUUUCAUGUUAUGUCGUGAUUGGUCUGGAUAUUAAAAUGGCCAUCCUUUUAAUUGCUAUCAGCAUCGUGAGCUUUCUGUUUCUUCUCUACAUGAUAUCCCCACUGCUCGCUCCGAAGCAAAUGAACCUCAGAGGCGUGCAUGUCCUGAUCACUGGGGGAUCUUACGGAAUCGGGUUCUCCGUGGCCAAGGAAGCCUUCCGCCUCGGUGCCCAUGUCACUAUCGUGGCACGCGGCGCUGCCAAACUGAAGGAAGCUAAAGACCAGAUUCUGGCGCUCGAGCCGCUGAUGCCGUCGCAGAAAGUGGCAGCCUUGUCUUUGGACAUCACCGAUGCCAAGAACGUCCCUCUCGCUUUCAGUGAAGCCGUGGAAGCCAACGGGCCGAUUGACGUGCUGAUUAACUGCGCUGGCACAUCCAGCGCACAGAUCUUCGAGGAUAUUCCACUGGAGGAGUUCCAUCGCCUGAUGGAUAUCAACUAUUUCGGCUCGGUGUACUGCACUAAGUGCGUGGUGCCCAGUAUGAAGCAGCGUCGCGCCGGGCGCAUCGUCUUCGUCUCCUCACAGGCCGGGCAGGUGGGGCUUUACGGGUUCAGUGCGUAUUCGGCGACCAAGUUUGCGCUGCGCGGUCUCGCCGAGGCCCUGGAAAUGGAGCUGAAACCCUUCAACAUCCACGUCACCCUGGUGCAUCCGCCUGACACGGAUACGCCGGGAUUUAAGGAAGAAGAGAAAACCAAGCCGCAGAUCAAUCGCGCCAUCUCGCAGACAGCCGGAUUGUACUCGGCGGAUCAGGUUGCGCGUAUUCUGUUAGAUGAUACCCAGAGUGGGAAGUUCCUGUCGUACGUGGGCAUUGACGGGUUCAUGCUGACCUGUGUCAGUGCCGGAAUGUCGCCUGUGAUUUCCAUCAUGGAACCGCUGCAGCAGUUCUUCCUGGCGGGAUUAUUUCGGUGUAUCGGAUUGGCUUACAGGAGAUAUUUUGAUGCGAUAGUCAAGCGUGGUGUAACGGAGAAAACUCGUUCGUAAUAAUACUUGAACGGUUCGGAACCUUGCAUACAUUUCUAACGCCUGGAAAGCAGAACAUUAUUUGAGUCGCUCGGUUAUUUAAAAAUUUGUUGUAGCGCAGACCUCGCUUCUCGUGUUUUUUUUUUAAUUUGAAUUGAAUCUGUGAUGUUAUUGAUUUCAUGAAUUAUGACAGUGUUAUCUAUAGACUAUAUUCAAUUUUAUUUUUAUAAUGGGUGUUAUGUUUAUUUUUUAUCGUAGAAACUGACUACCUGCUCCGUGAAGAAAUAAUAAUAAUACUAGUAACAUUUUGCAU